Molecule: messenger RNA, 3101 nt
Organism: Ceraceosorus guamensis
Lineage: Eukaryota; Fungi; Basidiomycota; Exobasidiomycetes; Ceraceosorales; Ceraceosoraceae
Exons: 5
Coding region: 120-2855 (911 amino acids)
Biological process (GO): signal transduction
Molecular function (GO): protein binding
Source: RefSeq, a predicted model, not a curated record
AAGAGCCAUCAAUCGUAGCCGAAACCCAAACCAAACCGCAUCGCAUGUCGGUCUUCAACCAGGGGCUACCCACUCUGGCGAUCAUUUGAAGGCUGACCACGAGCGCACCUUUAGCAAUCAUGACUUCAGCAGAGGUCAGCUCGCCUUAUGACCAGUUCAACGGGGUUGGUCAAGCGGGCAGCAGCGUGGGUGCCAAUUCUUGGGUGCACGGGACAGUGCACCCCACCGAGUGGAGCUUGAACGAUGUGAUCAGCUGGUUGGGCACGCUGUCUCCGCCUCAAUCAUGGCACUCGACAUCCUUUAGGCAGAAUGCCAUUACCGGAGACGUGCUGCUCAUGCUGGACAAUGACGCUUUGCUGGACAUGGGCAUCGCAUCCGUCGGUCAUAGAUUAACGCUGUUGGGAGCCAUUUGGCGACUAAAGCAGAAUUGGGGCGUGACCAUCGAAGAGGGAGAUUGGAAACCCGGAGCUUCCACGCUGGACGGCUCGCCAGACACUUCUCUGCCCGCCCUCGUCUCAGCUCUGAGGGUGCGCGACGAUCGCAUACGCACGCUCGAAGGCGAGAUUGCCAAAUUGGCAGACUACCUCAGCCGCUUUCAGCACGAUUUCGCCAGCGUGUGCAGGAUCUUGGGCGUCAAGAACCCGUCGUCGGAGCAUCCUGCGCCGAGACCAGAUCCCUUGCUCUUUACACCCGAGUCGACCUUAUCCAACCUCGCGCUUCCCUCGCCCCGCGGUGCGAAUGGCUCUCAUCAUCCAGUGCCUGCCACAACAGCACCUGUUUCGAACGCUCAGCAUCAUCAGCCCGACUCGCCACGCAAGCAACCUCUAGGCGUCAAUACGUCACACUACGACCAGAGCUACGCUGGUCCCACCAGCGCUCUCAGUUACGGUGGUAGUAGCGGAGGGGCGUCCGCAUCGGCUUCCGGCUCAGGAUCCGCGAAUCACUUUGGCUCGCUACAGAAUGCGAGCUCGAUGCUCGAUGCCGCAUCCGAUGAUCGCGAAGGUGACACUCUGGUCCCCCUGGGUAAAGCGCGCACUCCUACGAGCGCGCACUCUCUCACCGGUUCGGUACCGAACACGGCCGGCAUACCCUCGGCUGUCUCGGGCACCAGCACCAGCAUGGGCUCUCACUCGGGUGCGCCUGGCAACAGUCCCACACGAAGCGUCACUGGUGCAAUGAGCUCCACGGGUCUGGGCGAUGAGCCUAGCAGCAGCCCUACAGCGUCCACACCUGGUGCAACGCCCACAUCUGCUCUUCCACCCGGCGUCUCGAGGUUGGGCACUGCGGGUCAGCAAGCAGCGGCGAACAGCAGCUCAUCGCAACCUCAGCACAGUCCAUUGGCCAGCACCUCGGUAGCCACGUCGCGAAGAGCCUUGGCAGCGCCCAACUUGGGCAGCUCUAGUGGCGGGCCGAAUUCAGAGUCCACCGCUCCUGCAGUCGGUUCAGUUUCUGCUAAUGGGUGUGCAGUGGGUGCCUCUGCAGGGUCAAGCAGCAUCUCGUCGGGCGCACAAGAGUCCAAGUCGAGCAAUGCAGGUAGCAGUGCUGACAAUCCUUACAAGAGCUUCCGGGUCACUCUGGACGACCCGUGCCACAAGGUCUUGCCCGCUGCGCUCAAAAAGUACAAGAUCAACGACGAUUGGAGACAGUACGCUUUGUUCAUCUGCUAUGGUCAGACUGAACGCUGCCUCAGCUACGACGAAAAGCCACUUUUGCUGUUCCAGAAGCUCAAAGAAGCAAAGCAGAAUCCAGUCUUUAUGCUGCGACAUAUCCGCGACGUCAAGUCGCCAAUCGCAAUUGCCAAUGCGAAAGCUGCUCAGCGGAAGAAUAGUCUCGGAAGCGCAGCCAGCAAGGAAGGAGCUGCGGAGACCACAGACGCGGCUGGCGACCCUCAUUCUGGCAGCUCGGGCAAAUCUCAGGCGAGCAAGGGCGGAAGCCCGGGAGGUGGCAGGGUGGCGGAAGCUGUGGCCAAGUUCGGAGGAGGAGGAGGAGGAGGGGCGGGGGGCAGCGGAGGCAAAGCAAGGGAUGGGACGGGAGAAGCGGAGGAUCGCGGCGGAGAGGAUGGCAUGGUCGUUGCGGGCGGACAGAAUGGCGAGCCCUUCAUCAGUGGCCCCGCAGCCAGGUUGCCGCCGGCAACUGCACCUCCAACUUACGCCAUUGCCAUCUAUCCAUACGUCUCCGAAAGAGCAGACGAAUUCGAUGUUGGCGUUGGCGAUACCUUUGUCGUCCUUAGCAAGGCCAAAGGAUGGUGGGUGGUGCAGCGCGACACGAAAGCGAUGGGCAAGGGUGAUGUGGUCCCACGGAAAGCCGCUUCGGAAUCCGGUACGCCGUCUUCCUCCGGCUCAGGGGGGUCAUCUGGAGGAGAGAUCAAAUCGGGAUGGGUGCCUGCUGGAUGCUUGCUGGAAACCAACAGACCUCUAGCCGGCGUACUUGGGAGACCGGAAGCGGACCCUUCGACUGCCGUGGAUCCCAAUACUCCGACGGCGUGGAUUUCCCAGGAAAAGAAGGGCUCGGAUCCCAUUCCUCCCGCUGUCAUCACCAGCACCAGCACGCCUGGAAUCAUGCUCAUGGACUACGCGGCACCCGAAGAUCGACUGGACCUCAAGAAGGACGAUCGUCUGCGCGUCUUCAAGAGGUACAAUCACUGGUCGUACUGCGUUGCCGAAGCCGAGGGUCACGCGCGCGGUUGGGUCCCUUCGUGGUGUGGGUGCAUUCCUGCAACUUUAACCCUGCCGAGGUUUGCGACUGAUAACUUGCUCAAACUUUGCACUUCGUCUAGAUAUCGGCAAAUUGUCAGGAAGUGGCUCGCAACGUCACGGAUCUGCAUCUGGGCCGUCAGGUUCUGGUGGUGGGCGUGAGAGAGAGGCCAAUGCUAGUGCCACAUCGCCAGCCGACAAGGAUAAAGAUUCUGCGGUGCUAUCUCCGGCGUCAUACAACGGCACGUCGACGGAUGGUGCCACGUCUACCCAUGCGCCUACGUCUGCUGCCGCUUCGAAUUCGACGAGCGCUUAAAGUGGCCUGGAAGCAGCCACGAAUGUGUGAAAACGUAUCGUCACGAUACCAGCAGCACGUCGCUCGCAGCGACAUCUCUACGGAUUCGGUUC